Messenger RNA from Besnoitia besnoiti, 1098 nucleotides. RefSeq names its product U5 snRNP-specific protein. Gene Ontology annotation, molecular function: RNA binding; protein binding. Gene Ontology annotation, cellular component: catalytic step 2 spliceosome. Lineage: Eukaryota; Apicomplexa; Conoidasida; Eucoccidiorida; Sarcocystidae. The transcript is spliced from 9 exons. The coding region runs from base 1 to 1098 and encodes 365 amino acids. The record is from RefSeq and is a predicted model, not a curated record.
AUGGCGCUGGUCGCGGCUUCAGUCUCCGCGCUCUCCGUCGCGCCUGCGGACGCCCAGACGGCGCUCGCUCAGUCUGCCAGGGAUGCCUUCGAGUCGGAGAGGAAGUCGGGGUUGGAGGCGCCGACGAUGCGCCUUACCGGUCAUCAGGGCGAAGUCCUCGCAGUGAAGUUCUCACCCGACGGCCGAAACAUCGCAUCUGCCGGCGUCGACCGCGAUGUUCUGAUUUACAACGUGUACGGAGAGAUCUCCACGUGGCAAGCUCUGAGAGGCCACUCGAAGGCGAUUCUCGACUUUCGCUGGUCGACUGAUGGGACGCAGAUCUACACGGCCUCGGCCGAUCAGACGGCGGCAGUGUGGGACGUGGAGUCUGGCGCGCGCCUGAAGAAGCUCAAGGGGCACGUGGGCAUCGUGAACGCCUGCGGCGUCGCGUCGCGCGAGGCUGCGGAGUGCCCAAGUCGCGCGACGUACGGCUGCGCCUCGCUCUUUGUCACCGGCGCGGACGACGGCACUUCGCGCGUGUGGGACCUGCGCGUCCGCAGACACGUCAAGAAGUAUGAACACCAGUAUCAGAUUCUGUCUGUUGCGCUCGACGGUCACGGCGGACGCGUGUUCGCUGGAAGCUUGGAUAACACCAUUCGAGUCUACGACUUGCGCGGCGGAGACGACGAGAGCGAAGUGUACGAUGCACACACAGACAGCGUUACAGGCCUCAGCAUCUCGGCUUCCGGCGCAACUCUCCUCAGCAACGGCAUGGAUCACACUGUGCGCGUCUGGGAUAUCCAGCCCUUCGUCCAGGGCGGAAAGCGACACGUAGCCGCUCUCCGCGGCGCCUCGCACAACUUCGAGAAGAAUCUUCUCCGCGUCUGCUGGAGCGCUGACGAGAAGCUCUGCAGCGCAGGUUCAGCCGACAGGCACGUCUGCGUGUGGGACGUGGAAGAAGUGCUUCGCGAGAAAGGAAAAAACCAGGCGGCGUCGCCGCUGCUAUACCGCCUGCCCGGGCACUCCGGAUCCGUGAACGACGUUUGCUUCCACCCCACGGAGCCGGUUAUCGCCUCUGCGAGCUCAGACCGCACAGUGUUGAUGGGAGAGCUCUCGUAA